Molecule: messenger RNA, 5080 nt
Organism: Manis pentadactyla (Chinese pangolin)
Lineage: Eukaryota; Metazoa; Chordata; Mammalia; Pholidota; Manidae
Gene: G2E3
Product: G2/M-phase specific E3 ubiquitin protein ligase
Exons: 14
Coding region: 120-1853 (577 amino acids)
Cellular component (GO): nucleus
Molecular function (GO): ubiquitin-protein transferase activity
Source: RefSeq, a predicted model, not a curated record
GCAUCCGGGCUGCGGGCGGAAGUGAGCGAAUUUGAAUCGCGUAGGCCGUUGGAUGGGGCAGCUCUUACUCUCCUUGCGGCGCGGCGCAAGAAGGGAAAAGUGACAUCAGAGCUCUGGAGAUGCUGCCCCGCGCUCCUUGUAAAAUGAAUGAAAGUAAACCUGGUGGCUCACAGAAUCUUGUUUGUGUUUUCUGUCGAAAAAAUGAUGACUGUCCUAAUAAAUAUGGAGAAAAGAAAACUAAUGAGAAAUGGAAUCUCACUGUACAUUACUAUUGUUUGUUGAUGUCAAGUGGAAUUUGGCAGAGAGGUAAAGAAGAAGAAGGAGUUUAUGGUUUUCUAAUAGAAGACAUCAGAAAAGAAGUGAAUAGAGCUUCUAAACUGAAAUGUUCUAUUUGCAAGAAAACUGGUGCUUCAAUUGGAUGUGUUGCACCCCGAUGUAAACGAAGUUAUCAUUUCCCAUGUGGACUUCAGAGAGAAUGUAUUUUCCAAUUCACUGGCAAUUUUGCGUCAUUUUGUUGGAAACAUCAACCUGUUCAAAUAAUUACGUCUAAUAAUUGUAGAGACUCAUUACCAUGCACCAUUUGCCUAGAAUUCAUUGAGCCUAUUCCAACUUACAGCAUAUUACGAAGUCCUUGUUGUAAGAAUGCUUGGUUUCAUAGAGACUGUUUACAGGUUCAAGCAAUAAAUGCAGGAGUGUUUUUCUUUAGGUGCACAAUAUGCAAUAAUAGUGAUAUAUUUCAGAAAGAGAUGUUGAGAAUGGGAAUUCAUAUUCCUGAAAAAGAUGCAUCUUGGGAAUUAGAGGAGAAUGCUUAUCAAGAGCUUUUGCAGCACUAUGAGCGCUGUGAUGUCCGAAGAUGUCGUUGCAAAGAAGGGCGAGAGUAUAAUGCACCUGAUAGCAAAUGGGAAAUAAAGCGCUGUCAGUGUUGUGGUUCUAGCGGAACACAUGUAGCCUGUUCCUCACUACGAUCAUGGGAACAAAAUUGGGAAUGUUCGGAAUGUAGAGGUAUCCUCUACAAUUCAGAUUUCCAAAAAGCCAAAAAACGUACAUUACCCAAUGCUAAUAAUGGGGGAAUAACUGAUUGCUUGUUGGAAGAAUCAUCACCCAAAUUACCCAGACAGUCACCUGGAACCCAGCAUAAAGAUCUGCUGAGGCAAGGCAGCAAAUUUAGAAGAGAUAUAUCAACUAUAAUGGUAGAUUUAGGAUUCCAAAUUAAAAAGAAAAACAAAAAACUAUGUAUCAACAAGUCAAAUGUCUGGAAUAGUGCUUUAGAUGGAUUCAGAAAUCAAAACUUUAAUCCUUCAUACACAAUUGAAGUAGUAUAUGUUAAUGAAAAUGAUAAUUUUGGACAAGAGCAUCCUGGAUCAAAGCAAGAAUUCCUAAGUCUCUUAAUGCAGCAUCUUGAGAACUCACCGUUGUUUGAAGGGUCCUUGUCAAAGAACUUGUCUCUGAAUUCUCAAGCUCUGAAGGAGAAUCUUUAUUAUGAAGCUGGCAAAAUGCUUGCCAUUUCUUUGGUUCAUGGUGGUCCUGCACCUGGUUUCUUUUCUAAAACCUUAUUUAACUGCCUUGUUUAUGGACCAGAAAAUACCCAACCAAUUAUAGAUGAUGUUUCAGAUUUUGAUGUGGCACAAAUUAUAAUCAGGAUAAAUACUGCGACAAAUAUGACUGACUUAAACUCAGUAAUAAAUGAAUGCUCUAACUACUUAGAGCUCAUUGGAUGUCUAAGACUUGUAACAUCAUUAAGUGAUAAAUAUAUGCUGGCGAAAGACAUACUUGUUUACCAUGUAAUUAAAAGAGUCCAAGCACCCUUUGAGAGUACAGUUAAAAAUCCUGAACAUGACAUGAAACUAGCAUAAGAAGACUUUGAAAGGUGGAGAAAUGAAGGCAGACUACCUGGGAAUGUCAGGUCUCAAGGAAUCAUACAGUAGAGAGAAGAGGAAGUCUAGACAUUCUUGUAUGAAAGAAAAACAACUUGUCACCAGCAGACCUACUCUAAAGAAUGGCUAUAGGAGUUCUUCAAAACAGCAAUUUUUUUAAGAUGGAAUCUUAGAACAUCAGAAAGAAAGAAAAAUGAAAAGAAUAAAAGCAUUUUUCCUUCUCCUCUUGUGUUUUCUAAAUAUGUCUGAUGGUUGAGGCAAAAACUAUAACAUUGUCUAAUGUAGUUCACAGUGUAUGUGGAAGAAAUAUUUGGGAAGUUACACUAUAAACAGGAAAAAGUCAUAGGGCCUCAAAGAGAGAGAAGGAUUCUAUACUUAACAGAUACAAUAUUGACACCAGUAGACUAUUAAAAAAAGAAAACUGUACCAAAAAUAUACUCAAAAACACUACAGAUAAAAAUGGAGUGAAAAGAAAAUAUUUAAGUGACCCAGAAGAAAACAAGAAAAGGAAGCAGAAACAAAAAUGAUCAUGUAAAUGAAAACUUGGUCAUUGUUAAAUGCUAAGUGACUGAGAAAACUGGUGAUCUCAGAGGAAUGUGAGGAUUUGCUCAUAACAGAGAAAGAAAUUGAAAACGAGGGAUCAUCAAAGUUAGAAUAAGAUAGUGCCACACAUAUAUUUAAUUAAACAAGAAGGAGGCAGGGCAAAAUUAUAGAAAAUACUGCUUGAGAAGUUCCUCAGAUUCACAGGGUUUAAUGAGUCAAAGGAGUGUACUUUUUGAUGAAACUGCAUGCUGAGCAAAAAGGUAUUAUUGUAAAAGUGAAUUAUCAAUUGUGACUGAAAAAACUUCAGUCACAUCAACAUUGAAAAUGGGAAGUAAUAACUUGGCAGAACUGAGAGGAAAUGACAUUUGGGGACAGUUUACUUUUUUCCUAAAGAGAUUAAUAAAAUACAUACUUAAGACAGAAAUUGAACCCAUAAGGAAAAAGUAGAUAUAAGAGGCAGUUGUGGGCAAAGAAAUGAAAAAAAAAGCAAGCAUUGGCCAUUAAAAAACAACUACAUUUGGUAAGGAAUUGUUAAAAUAACAUACUACAGAAAGAUUAUUCUGUAGGAAGAGAAGGGAUAUGAUUGGAUUUACUGUUUUAAGGGACUUGGUGAGAUAAUAGUAGGGAAGCAAUAUUAGCUUUAGAUUGGCAAAUCAAGUAUAUAUCUCUUUAAGGAAAAUUCUAAAAUAACAAGAAAUGUGUGUAAUUUACAAACCAGUUUGGUGUGGGGAUGGAAUGGAUAAAUAAACCUUGUUUUAAUCUUACAGUGGAAAGAAAAAGGGAUUAAAACAAGAAAAACACAUGUUCAGAGAAAGCACAAUAUAAGGCAGAAAAACAAUUUACAUAGAUUGGUAAUUUUUAUAAAUGUAAGUAUCUUAGACCCAUGUAUUAAAAGACAGAGGAUAUUAAAUUUUACACUUUACAUUAAAAUUACAUUUAAAUAAAUGUAAAGCAAAAAUAAUGAGAUUCUAAUCUUAAAAAACCACCACCACCACCAAACCUGUCCUUAAGUGAUCCUAGUGGUGAUAAAAAGAAUAAAUUCCAUUGGAAAACUAAAUAGUAUUGAAUCUGUUUGUACCUAACAUGACCUCAAGAUACAUAAACAAAAACUGACAGAAGACGGCACAGAAAUUGUUAAAUAUGUGGUAAUAGUGGAAUAUGUUAAACAUGGAUCUUUUAGGAGUUAAUAGUUGAAGCAAAUAAUUAUGAUCUAAAAUAACAAAAAAACCAUGAUCAUACAAUUACAGAUGCAGAAAACAUUUAAUACAUUUAAAUAUUUAUAUAUAAUUUUAAACUAACAAUUCAAAAUAUGACUAUAAAGAGUAUCUUCUAAACAUUUAGCAAACAUUAUCCCUAAUGGUGAAGUAUAGGCAUUCCUAUAAUAUUUAAUAUUAUUAUAAGAUACAACAUUAUAAUAAUAAGGCUACAAGCAGCUGAUGAUAACACAUAAUUACCCACUUUUUCUUCUCUACAAUAUGCUGGAGAUCUUUGCCAAGCAACAAGACUAAAUGAAUAAGGGAAUGUCAUUAAGGAUUGGAAGAACUAAAUUAUCAUUUAUUGUCUACCUAAAAUAAAUAAAUUCUUAUAUAAAGAGUUUAGCAAGAUAACUGGGUACAAGAAGCCAAAGAUUCUAGCAGGGAGGUUUGCAAGAAGGAAUGGUAAAAAAUGGGUAGACAUUAGAGUUAACCCAAGACUGAAAAAAAGUUAAUUGGGGAGUUUGUGUUACAAUAUGGAACUAAAGUAAAUUUCAAGUAGCAUAGAAGAAUGAGAGCAAUUAGAGUUAAAGUGUUGUAGGAUCUUGUGUUCAGGAAGAGGAUAAUACAUUGAUUCACUUUAAAUUUCAUAUGCCUAUUAAAAUCUUGAGGUAAUUAUUUAAAAAAUAAGAAUUAGUAUAAGUUUUAAAAUAGAAGGUAAAUUGGAUUUUAAAAGGUGAAUACAAAAAUUGGCAGGAAGGAAUAAAACAUUUUUAAAAGGCAGUACAAUUGUCCAAAAUAACGUGAUAGAAGAUUUGCUAUCAUAAUAGUUAAAUAAGUGAAAAAUACUCUCAAGCAAUUUGCAGAAAAAUAAAUAUACAGUAUGAUACCCUUUAUAAAAUGCUUCAAAACAAGUAGAGCAAUACUAGCUGGGAUACAAAUAUUGUGAAACUAAAAUGAAAUGUGGACUAUAGUAAAAAUUUCAAGAUAGUAGUUAAAUAACAAUUUCAAAUAGUUUCCUUUGUAGAGUAAGAGAACAAAAAAAGUGGCAGGAUUUAGUAAACAAUAUUUUUCUUAAAAAUCGGAUAAACAAUGUUAAUAUUUGUUAAAAUCAAAUGACAGUUUGUGGUUUUCUGUUAAUCCCCAGAUUUUUAUGUAACCUUAAGAUACUUGAUUAUUAAAAGUAAAAUUUUUACAGUGAACUUUGGCUGUAAUUCACUUCAGAGAUAAGCAGACAGGGAAGGGUUGUUUUCUGGAGGGCAUUGGAAGCCAUGUUAAGGAGUUUGGACUUCUGUUUCAUUAAAGAGUGUGUGUGGAUCAGUUUCAUUUGGUUGCUGUAAAAAACUAAUCAAAAUAGAGUGGCUUACAACAAAUUUAUUUUCCCACAAUUGUGGAGGCUAGGAGUACAAAAUCCAGUUAUCAGGGCUGCACUCUUUCUGGGAAUUUAAGAGACAAAUCCAUUCUUUGCCU